UAAUAUUAUAACCUCGUUGACAGUUGAUCACACACUUGAACAAUAUUUGGAAUAUAUAUAUAUAUUAUACAUGUUAUAAUAAGUACUGUUUCUCUGCAUACGGUGUUGAUUGGAGAAGUCGUUAAAACUUGAAGUCAAAAUUAAUAGAAAGAUCGAUCGAGUAGGUAUGGCGGGGGCGGGGGCGGGGGAUUCAUCAUCGUCGGGGAGAGGUGGUGGAGUUCCGCCAGGUUUUCGGUUUCACCCGACAGAUGAGGAGCUUCUGCACUUCUACUUGAAGAAGAAGGUUUGUUUCCACAAGUUCGACAUGGAGGUCAUCAGGGAAGUCGAUUUGAACAAGAUUGAGCCAUGGGACCUGCAAGAGAGGUGCAAGAUCGGAUCGACUCCGCAGAACGAGUGGUACUUUUUCAGUCACAAGGACAGAAAAUAUCCGACAGGUUCAAGGACAAACAGGGCAACGAGUGCUGGUUUCUGGAAAGCAACAGGAAGAGACAAAUGCAUAAGGAACAGCUUCAUGAACAAGAUUGGGAUGAGAAAAACACUUGUCUUCUACCGAGGUAGAGCUCCCCAUGGACACAAGACUGACUGGAUUAUGCACGAAUACAGGCUUGAAGACAACAUUAUUAUUAAUCAUCAUGAUCCUCAAGAUGACGAGGGAUGGGUUGUUUGUCGGGUAUUCAAGAAGAAGAAUCUAUUCAAAGUUAAUGGCAACAGCACUACUAGUACUGAAGGAGCUGCUGCAGUUAGUAAUAUGAAUGGCGGAAUGAUGAUGAUGAUGAUGAAUGAAGAUGAUCAUCAGCUCAACAACAUGAACAUGAACAUGAACAUGAACAUAAAUGAUGGUACUACCACUGCAUCCACUCAAUCUCGAUCAGGAGGAGGAGGAGGAGGAGGAGGAGGAGGAGGAGGAGGAGGAGGAGGAGGAGGAGGAGGAAAUACCACAGCUAAUAAUAAUCUGUAUAAUUUGCUUCAUCCACAUGGCCACCAACAAGCAUCAGCUGAUCAUCAUCAUCUAAACUAUAUUAAUUCUCAUCAUCAUCAUCAUCAUCAUAUCCCACCAGCUCUAAUUCAUCAUCAGCAGCAGCAACAUCAAUACACACAAGUUGAAGCCCACGAUUUCAUCUCCAACCAAAGCCACAUGAUUAACAGGCCGCCAUUAAUGUUAACUAAUCAUCACCAUGAUUUAUCUUCUUCUAAUUCACCUCUUCCAACUACUACUACUACUAGUACUGCUACUGCUACUGCUACAGAUAAUUAUGAUCAGCAGUCACCCCCUCACCAUAGUAUGCAAGUCAAACAGUUCAUGUCCACAGAUGAUGACGAUGACUCAUGUCAUCAACCAAUUAUAUCCUCUCAUGAUCAGCUCCACCUCACCGCCAGAUCAGAUGAUCAUCAGAGCUUGACUGAAUGGGACCCCCUUGUUACUUCCCAUCAUCACAACCCAAAUCCCAUCAUUAAUCCAUUAUCUCUACGCAGCGAGAUGGACUUUUGGUCUUACGGCAAGUAG
Erythranthe guttata (spotted monkey flower) is the source of this 1504-nucleotide messenger RNA. Lineage: Eukaryota; Viridiplantae; Streptophyta; Magnoliopsida; Lamiales; Phrymaceae. The record is from RefSeq and is a predicted model, not a curated record.